CAGAGCGAAGGCAGAGCGAGCCAGUCGCCGGUGCAAACUGUUACAGGAUACUAAUAUUAUUAGAAUGGCUCGACCAACCCAUUUGGUGCUGCUCCUCGUCACGCUGGGCGUAGUACAUACUUCCCAGGGUCACGCCCGCUCCUUCACUAGAUGUCAACUGUCCAGAGAACUGCUGCGGUAUAAUUUCCCAAGGAGUAUGAUACCUAACUGGGUGUGCCUGAUCGAGCACGCGAGUGGCAGAACCACAGACAAAGUAACAAACCACAACAACUCGUACACCAGCUACGGACUAUUCCAGAUCAACAACAAGGAUUGGUGCAAGAAGGGACGGAAAGGUGGACAUUGCAAUAUUAAGUGCGAAGAUCUCCUGAACGAGGACUUGGCGGAUGACGUGCGAUGUGCGAAGCGUAUCUACGACCGUGUGGGAUUCAAAGCCUGGCCGACCUCAUUCUCUUAUUGCAAGGAGAACAGUCUGCCUGACUUGUCUAGAUGUUAAGUUUAAGACGAAGGGUGAAAGACAAGUGCCGCUUGAUAUCCAUAAUAACUCCAUGCUAUGAUGGUAAUACUAUGCGAGGAUUCGGAACAAUUAGGUUUGACCUUAUGGCACACUAGUGCCAUCUCGAAUCAAAAACCCUUAUAUGAAGAGUAUAGUAUACCUAAUUCUUAAAUUAAAGUUUGCUAAAAAAAUGAUAUCGGUCAUAUCUGCAUAAUAGAAUCUUAGAGAACACACAAUAAUAACUUUGAUGAAAUAGAUCUAUUCAGUUGUACUAAACCUAAAUUUAAAGAACACAUCAUUAAAUGUAUUAAUAAAUGCAAUCAGGACACCAACUCCGUAUCUUAAAUCAUUAUUCCGAAAUCUUAGUCUUUGUAACUAACUAACCGAUUAAGUAAGUCAUUGUUUGUUCUUGAUCUUAUUUUGUUAAGUUAAUUAAGUCCGUUCGAAUGUUUACAAAAUCUAGGAAAUAAGGUAUACCUAUUAUUAGCCUUAAUCUCUGUAAUUCACGCAAACUAUUGUAAAUGUAACGCUGUUGGUUUUCUAAACAAACAA
Molecule: messenger RNA, 1048 nt
Organism: Spodoptera litura
Lineage: Eukaryota; Metazoa; Arthropoda; Insecta; Lepidoptera; Noctuidae
Gene: Llp1
Product: lysozyme-like protein 1
Molecular function (GO): lysozyme activity
Source: RefSeq, a predicted model, not a curated record